AUGGGACGAAAGCGUGUCAAGUGGCCUAGCUUUACAAUCGGCGACUUCGUCUUCGCCAAGGUACGUGGUUACCGAGCCUGGCCUGCUCGUAUUCUGAAUCGAGCUGGUACAACGGCAUACAACGUGUACUUCUAUGGAACCUGCAACCACGCCAGAGUGUCUCGCAAACAUAUCUUCGACUUCGAGAGUCACCAGCGUCGGUUGGGUGAGGUUCGAUCUAAGGGUUUCGUCUGUAAUCGAGAUUUCCGGGGUGCCAUGCUGCACGCCCAUCAUGCUUUCGCUAAACCGGAGAAAGAUUUUGGGUUCUACCAGCAGUUAGCCGUACAUAAUAAUGAGUCCGCCGAUGAUGAAGCCAGUCUGCAGGAGAAGGAAUCUGAGGAACAGGAUGUCGAAGAUCUGAAAAUGAACUCUUUGGUGACUGAUGAUGAAGCCAGCCUGCUGGAGAAGCAAUCUAAGGAACAGGAUGUCGAGGAUCUGAAAAUGAACUCUGAGGUGACUGAUAAUGCAGGUAGCCUGCAGGAGAAACAAUUCGAGGCACAGGAUUUUGAGGAUCUGAAAAUGGACUCUGCGGUGGCUAAUGAAAAAAGUAGCUUGCAGGAGAAACAAAUUGAGGAUCAGUAUGCCGAAGAGGAGAAGUGGAUGCAUCAGCUAAUGAUGGAGGAGGAGCUGGACUCCGAAAAUCAGCCGGACGAACAGGUUGUUGGGGCAAAGGAUAGACCGGAAAAAAAUAAUUUUGAGGGGCAAAACUUGAACAUAGAGCUAGAGGAGCAGGACUCCCAAGAGCAAUACUCGAUGGCUCAAUUAACUCCUUUAAAUUCACAGAAGCUUCAUUCCAUUUAUCAGCAGGAUGAUGAGAAAUCUGAAGAGCUGGACUCAGAAGAUGAAAUGGAGGAGCAGAAGUUGCAAGCUACCCAAGAUCCCUAUGUUAUGCCAGUUGCCUUAAAGCAGCACUCAUUGCCUCAGUUGGAUGGCCUGGAUUCGGAGGAACUUGACAUCAGGACACCUGACCAGAUUUCCAGAGAUCAGCUCGACAAAGAGGUGAGGGAGCUAAUGGAAAUGCUGGCGGAUAUCGAGGACUAUGCUCGUAAACAAAAUCUUGACAAUGUUGAGGAUUUAUAUUACUUCAACGAACCGUUUAACCUAUUUUUCCCUCGUCGUCGCUAAAGCCAAAAUAAAGGACCAACACACUCCGAAAUAUGAAUAAGUGGUUUUCGUUAGGACUAUGAAAUGUUAUGUUUGUUUUUUAAACUUACUUGGACUUUCAAAUUUACUUAGCUCCUCAAUAUGUUCAAACUAUGUUUAAAAGUUAUGUAUUUAUAACUUUCGUAAAAAUCUAAAAUGGUAUUUAGAAAUCUAAAAGGUUUUUCCUGUUUCAUGUAUUAACCUUUACAGGUAAAAAAAUACCUAUAUUAUGUAAGAUCUACAUACCAAGAACAACAACGACUUCCUAGGUCUAAACUUGAUUUAGAAAUGUAUGUAAUAUUUACCUCAAUCAACUACAAAAACAAAAUAUGUCGCGCAUUUCAAAUGUAACUAAAUUACGAAUUUUCAUUCGCUUCAAAUUCAUUUAGAAGUAGAGACAAAAGAAGUUCAGAAUUUAUGUUUUAUGUUCAAAAUAUCUAAGAUAGUUAAUGGAUGAAAACUUUUUCAGUCGAAAUGAAUUUUUGCUUUGUUUAUAAUUAAACCUUAUAA
This is a messenger RNA of Drosophila eugracilis, 1692 nucleotides long. RefSeq names its product hepatoma-derived growth factor. NCBI's taxonomy places the organism in Eukaryota, Metazoa, Arthropoda, Insecta, Diptera, Drosophilidae. The record is from RefSeq and is a predicted model, not a curated record.